AUGAUUCAUUCCCUUCUCUCAGACAGCGGCAAGGAAAAACAUUUAGCAUCUCUCAAUGUCUUGAAUAAGGAUCAAUGGUUCAUGUUAUGGACACUAUUAAAUUUGAAAAAGCAAGUCUCUGGAUCAUCGUCCACCUGCCAGUUGUCAAGUAAACAACAACAACACUCUCAUUCAGGUGAUGAAACGAAUACAAAUCAAACUUCCAUAACCUUAAAUGCGACAGAAAAUGCCCAAUUUGUUGAAAACAAUAAUAAUUGUGCGACGACCCAGUCCAUAAAGAUACCCUCUUCCGACUCAAGAAGCGAAUUCAAAAAGACAACUUCCAUUCAUGCCAACACACUCAUGUUACCAUCCAUGAAUGGUGAUCACCAAUCACCAAGCCCAUCCUUUCUCAGUGGAGUAGCGAACGAGUUUCCAUCUUUGGGUUCAAUGAAUGAAUCAAACAAUGGUCGUCACAUGAAGCAUCGAAUGUAUGAUGAUGAUGAUAAGGCAUGGUCUCCUCUCCUCAAUGAUCCUAUCAAUUCCAACUCGAAGAAACAUCAGAUCCAUGAACCAUUGCGAGAAGACCUUCCAACUCUGCAUCAAGACCUCAAAGGCAUUCAAAAGAAAUCAUCACUCCGUCAACCACGACACAAGAAACUCCCUUCUUCCAAACCAUCGUUGAUACCCUCGAGUUGGAUGUCUGAAUUUCAAGUUCGUGACGAACAGAAGGACCAUGGCACACCAAUUUUCAUCCAACACACGGCAGAAAUGUUGAAACAAGAGCUCAUGAUUAAGAAAGGUCUCCUUCCCAAACGACCGAGAGGACGCCCACGAAAAAACCACAACCAUACUAAUUCCGGGAAUGAGACGUUUGAAAGAGGACUGAUUGUUCACAACGUUGACAUGCACCCCUCCAAAUGUAGGGGUAGCUGGUAA
Molecule: messenger RNA, 918 nt
Organism: Naegleria fowleri
Lineage: Eukaryota; Heterolobosea; Eutetramitea; Acrasida; Naegleriidae
Exons: 1
Coding region: 1-918 (305 amino acids)
Source: RefSeq, a predicted model, not a curated record